GGACGACGUUGAAACGUUCUCCGUCGCGUUCCCCGCGCUUUCGAACCCGCUUUGCACCUUACGCGAUCUGGACUUCAUUAUUGGGGCUGCGAAAUAACAACGUGAUCGCAAGAUAAUUCAAAGCAACCCCAAUAAUUGGAAAAUGUCCGGAUUCGCGUCGGCGGGUUUCGCGGCUCUCAACUCCUUAAAGGGAAAAAUCGCAGAAUACCGGCGAGACAAUGCAAGUUAUCAUGAAUUUGCCGGGGACAGAAGUAAGGACAAUAAGGGAUUCGAGGAUGAACGGGGUUACAGUAGACACGCAUCUUUCGACUCAAUACCAGAACCCGAGAGACCACCUUUACGACAUAUUGACACUUAUAUCAAACCAGAAUUACCUUGUUUAUCCAAGAGGUAUACGGUAGCAGUUUUAGCCUGCAUAGGUUUCAUAAUUUCCUUUGGAAUGAGAUUAAAUAUGGGCACAGCGAAAAUAAUCUUAAAAAAUUCAACAGAAACGGGGAACAGUAAAUUUAACUGGUCCAUUGGUACCGAAAGUGCAAUGGACUCGUCCUUCUUCUGGGGUUAUUUGAUAACUCAAGUGCCAGGGGGCUUUUUAGCCUCUCUAUAUCCUGCGAAUAAAGUGUUUGGCCUGGCGAUUGCGACGUCGUCGUUUUUAAAUUUAUUGGUGCCUGGCGCACUCAUAUUGGAUCCAGUUAUGGAAAUGAUAGUUCAAAUCGGAAAAGGAUUGGUCGAGGGAGUAACAUAUCCAGCAUGUCACGGAAUUUGGAAAUAUUGGGCCCCACCACUGGAGAGAUCACGUCUGGCAACACUUGCAUUUUGUGGUUCUUAUGCUGCGAUGGUAAUAGGAAUGCCACUAACAAGUAUUCUCAGCUAUGAUUUAGGAUGGUCAUCAUCCUUUUAUUUUUAUGGAAUCGCAGGAUUGAUAUGGUAUUGUUUGUGGUUGUGGUUAGCGUUUGAGAAGCCUUCAUUACAUCCCUGCAUUUCGGGUAGAGAAUUAAAGUACAUCGAGGAUUCGCUGGGUCAAGGACAGGGGCAAGUGCAGAUGCCAAUGCCCACAUUUGCCACGACCCCCUGGAGAAGCAUUGCCACGUCGAUGCCAGUUUACGCCAUCAUCGUCGCCAAUUUUUGCAGGUCCUGGAAUUUCUAUCUGCUGGUGCUCUUCCAAAAUCGAUUUCUGCACGAGUCGUUUAAAAUGAAUCUACUUGAGACCGGCUUUUUGGGUUCGCUGCCCCAUUUGCUGAUGACGGUCAUCGUGCCCCUCGGUGGUCUGCUGGCAGAUCACCUUCGAAAGCGGGGAAUUAUGACCACGACGAAUGUGCGAAAGCUCUUCAAUUGCGGUGGUUUUGGAAUGGAGGCCCUCUUCUUUUUGGUGGUCGCGAAUGCGGCCUCUAAUAGUAACGGAGGAGCAGCAACGGCGGGUUUGACGAUUGGCGUCGCGUGCAGUGGAUUCGCCAUUUCUGGCUUCAAUGUCAAUCAUCUGGACAUUGCUCCCCGAUAUGCCAGUAUCUUGAUGGGAUUGUCUAACGGAAUCGGAACAAUUGCCGGACUGUUUGUUCCCAUCUUUGUUGAUCACGUCACUCAAACAAAGGAUCCAAACAGUUGGAGGACUGUUUUUAUCGUUGCGGCGUGUGUUCACUUCUUUGGAGUAGUUUUUUACGCGUGUUUCUGCUCUGGAGAGAUACAACCUUGGGCGGAUUCAACUGCGGAAGAUCAAAAAGCCUGGAAUCCUUUAGGUGAACUUAGUCAGACUGGACCACCGGUCAGACCGCCGCCAAUGACCAUGCAGUCUGAAUUUAUAACACAGCCAUCAUUGGAUGGCACAAGCCAGGAGAAUUGGAACGCCAGCUCAGGACCCCCACAAUACAAUGAAUCCUACAGACAAGAGAAAAUUGAUCCACAUUCAACGGCGAAUUAUGGCGCGACGGAAAGUAGUUCCGUCAAUCCAUUCCAUUCAACGAACCCCUUCGUCUCGGGAGUUAAUGCGUCCUACGUUCAGCCUUCAACGACAGACGAUAACUCGUACGACGUCAUGCAAAAUGAGUAAAUAUUUACAAAUUCAUUCUUGAAUCAAUUAAAAAACAAAUCACAAAAAUUAGAAAAGAAGCGAUAAUGCUGCGUCAACUAUGAAAGAAGAAAAAGCAUUUGUCAUUCAAAUG
Leptopilina heterotoma is the source of this 2153-nucleotide messenger RNA. RefSeq names its product vesicular glutamate transporter 1 (gene VGlut). NCBI's taxonomy places the organism in Eukaryota, Metazoa, Arthropoda, Insecta, Hymenoptera, Figitidae. The record is from RefSeq and is a predicted model, not a curated record. The coding region runs from base 143 to 2041 and encodes 632 amino acids. Gene Ontology annotation, molecular function: neurotransmitter transmembrane transporter activity; L-glutamate transmembrane transporter activity. The transcript is spliced from 9 exons. Gene Ontology annotation, biological process: neurotransmitter loading into synaptic vesicle; transmembrane transport; synaptic transmission, glutamatergic. Gene Ontology annotation, cellular component: excitatory synapse; synaptic vesicle membrane.